GAAAACAACAGUGUGGAAGUUAAUGACCAUUCUGUCUGUGGUGUCCUCACAGUGGUGGAGGGCAAGAGGCUUCCAUAGUCUCGCCGGGGCGCUAAGGGGCAAGGCUGCACUAGCUUCAGCGAGGCUUUCACCAGCUGGAUGCGGUUCUUAUUCAUAGCCAGACUUGGUACCCAGCAUGCUGUUUAUAUACACGUUAAUCUCUUGCACUUUUUUCACCGGUGUAAGUGGAUUUUCACAUACAGUUAUAUAGUUCUGACGUGUUCUCCCGCGUGGCACUUUCACAACCUCUGUCAUGGCUCCAGCACACCAGUGGAGGUGUCUCACAGCCUCAUCACUUGCCACGCCGCUCUCUCUUGCUGCCGCGCUGCUCCCUGAGUGCAGACGUGUACUUAACGAUGUGACCCCAGUGUUGUCUCCAAUCUGCAACACAUCACGGAAGGCGGCGCCUCACAGUCUCGCCUAUCCUAGCGCUGCUCUCACUCUCCACCGCGCUCCUUAAUCCCCAAGUAAAAUUAUAGUGAAAGAGUGACAAUUUUCGGUCUCAAGUUUUCCUCUUCAGCGGAAAAUACUCCAAUGCUCUCGAAGUACUGGAAGUGCUAUCUCUACCUGGUGAUCGGUGUCCUCUUGGCUUUGUCUCUCCAUUACAUCGCUCCGAGAGUCAUUCCGACCACGCUCCAAGCUGUCGCCAGGAAGGGUGCCUUCCUUACUGAGCCUAAGCUACUUCAAAGCCAAGUCCGGGGCGACUCGGAUCACUCAGUCCAAGAACAGCCAGUAAAUUCAGGCCAAGAACACACAAGCCAAGACCACGGACACUCCAGAAGACUGGAGGUGAUGCCUGUCAUGGGCACCCAGCUCACCAAUGCCUCACGCGCCACGAUACUCGACUGUGCCAAGGGGGAACCUCGAGACAGUAAACCAGCUGCCGGAGAGACACCGGGGCCUCUACACGAGUGUUCGGUGGAGGUGGAGUUGAGUCCGUGCUCGUGCAAGCGGACCAUCACAGUUCACCUGCCUGAGCCGUGUUUCAGCACCUCCCCUGGGCGUCUCCUGCAACACAUCAAGGACAGUCUCGGGGAGUCAGCGUGCAGUGACAUCGCUACUCUCAGAGGCGCGGGACAAAAGGUCGUGAGCUACUCCGUGGGCGGCCUUAAGUCUGCCGAUUACGUCUUUGGAGCACAGCAGCUAGUGCCACGUGUUGCAGAGGUGAGUGGCAGUGCAUGGUGACACGACACAACCACGAGAGCAGGUCUUCUU
Molecule: messenger RNA, 1254 nt
Organism: Scylla paramamosain (green mud crab)
Lineage: Eukaryota; Metazoa; Arthropoda; Malacostraca; Decapoda; Portunidae
Exons: 4
Coding region: 574-1224 (216 amino acids)
Source: RefSeq, a predicted model, not a curated record